GUGGAAAGAAAUGUGCCCGAGCCCAAGAGUACUCGUACAGCGUCUGCCUCCUACAAUCCGAGAUUCGCCAUAGUGCGCAGUAAAUCCCCAGGGCUCUCAACGUACAAGUAGCGGAAGUGCACGUACUGAACCUAGGGAGUAAAGUCAUCGACAACAAGGUGGCAGCCAUGCCGUCCAAGUUCAAAAAGAGCAGCACCUCAAAUGGGCCACGAGUCCUGUACUGGUUCCGGACAGAUCUACGACUGCACGACUCACCGGCGUUGAUGCACGCGCUGUCCUUGAAUCCAUCGCACCUCAUCCCACUGUGGACAUGGGAUCCACACUACGUAUACCGCCAGCGCGGGUCAGCUAAUCGCUGGGGCUUCCUGGUCGCCAGCAUGGCCGAUGUGUCGGCGUCACUGACGCAACUCAAUUCAAAGCAGAAGUUGCAUGUUGUGCGGCGCGCCCCGGGCAAGAUCAUUGCUCCGUUGCUGAAGAAGUGGAAGAUCGAUGUGCUGGUGUUUGAGCGCGAUACUGACGCGUAUGCGCGAAUGCGGGACGAUGAAGUCACAUCUAUCGCGGAGGGACUCGGCGUCAAGGUCGUCAGUGUGACUGGGCGGACGCUGUUCGAUUGCGACGAGGUGGUCAGGCAGAAUGGUGGGAGGCCUACCAUGAGUAUGGGCCAGUUGCUCAAAGCCACAGGGAAGAUGGGCGACGGGACGCCGAAUAAGCCGCUGGACAGGCCGACGAGCUUGCCGGAUCCGUUGGACGAGGAGGAGAUGGAUUUGUCGGAAUUGGAAGGUGAUGUGGGGUCGAACGGCGAGCAGGAGCCAAAAUUCGCGGGCGCCGAGCAAAACGAUUUCAAUGCCGUGCAGAGGACGAUGGGGGAGGAGAAGAACACGCAGUUCUCGUGUGGGUUGAUGGGACCGGGGAAGUCAUUCUCAGUGCCGACGCUGGAAGAAAUGGGGAUCGAUCCGGAGGAUGUGACGACGCCACAUAAGGGUGGAGAGGCGGUUGGUCUGGCUGUUCUAGCCAAGUACAUUGCCAAUGAGGAGUAUAUUGGGACGUUCGAGAAGCCCGCAACUGCGCCAACAGAUUUCGAGCCACAAGCCACGACGCUGUUAUCGCCACACAUGCACUUUGGAAGUGUUUCGGUACGCAAGUACUGGUGGGAGGUUCAGGACGUGCUUGAGAAGCGAAGAAAGGCGAAGAAACACAACAGCAAUCAUCCUGUGAAUCUGCCCGGACAAUUGCUCUUUCGUGACAUGUACUUCGCGGCACAUGCGAAGGUUGGAGUUCCGUUCGGUCAAGCCAUUGGCAAUCCUGUGGCGAGGUUCAUCCCCUGGCAUCUGCAGUCGAAAUACACCGUGGACGAGCACGGCAAGCCUUUUUCAGACGGAACGUAUCUGGUCGAUGACGCUCAGGCGGAGGAGUACUUUCGGAGAUGGAAGGAGGGACGAACAGGCUUCCCCUGGAUCGACGCCCUGAUGCGACAGCUCAAACAGGAAGGAUGGAUUCACCAUCUUGGAAGACAUGCUGUGGCGUGCUUCCUGACUCGUGGUGGAUGUUAUGUGUCCUGGGAGCGUGGCGCCGAGGUGUUUGAAGAAUGGCUGAUCGACCAUGAGAUUGCUUGCAAUGCGGGUAAUUGGAUGUGGUUGUCGUGUGCAGCCUUCUUUUCGCAAUUUUACCGAUGUUACUCACCUGUGGCUUUCCCUAAAAAGUGGGAUCCUGAAGGAAAGUUCGUCAGGAAGUACGUUCCCGAGCUGGAAAUGUUCGACAAGAAGUAUAUUUAUGAGCCGCACAAGGCCCCCAUUGCUGAUCAGAAGGCUUGGGGAUGUGUGAUCAAAGGAGAUGGGACGGAACGAGCAAACCAGGAGAUGAGACUCUAUCCGAAACCCAUGUUUGAUUUCAACGAACGGAGGGAUUUUUGCAUCAACAAAUUGAAGGAAGCUUAUGGAGUUGGACUGUAUGGCGAUGAUGAGAAGGUGCUAAGCGGUGAGUGGAAGAAGCUGUUUAAUUAUGACGAUGGAAGUGGUGAUAGGCGAGAAGAAGCGAAUGGUGUGUUGGAGCGAGGUGUCAAGAGACAAAGAAACUCCGAUGACGACAAUGGACCUCAGGACCGUGAAGAUGGUACAGGAGAGCACGCCGCACCUGGCGACGACACUGAUAGGAAAGAAGGCAGGCUAAAGGUUGUAAAGAGGCAACCUGUGGGCAGGAAGAAGAAACAGGCUACACUUGAGAUGAUGGUAUCAAGGUAGUAGUAGAAAAGUCUUACCAUUAGAAAGUGAUACCCAGGGCAGAAAACAUCUUCCAUUGUGUUUCUGCAUUCGGUUUGGGACAGUUCGAGUAACUUGACUGUUCUGAAUGUGCGGUAGGACACGUUCAGAAU
Molecule: messenger RNA, 2368 nt
Organism: Exophiala viscosa
Lineage: Eukaryota; Fungi; Ascomycota; Eurotiomycetes; Chaetothyriales; Herpotrichiellaceae
Product: putative DNA photolyase
Exons: 1
Coding region: 168-2237 (689 amino acids)
Biological process (GO): circadian regulation of gene expression; entrainment of circadian clock by photoperiod
Cellular component (GO): nucleus; cytoplasm
Molecular function (GO): FAD binding; DNA binding; deoxyribodipyrimidine photo-lyase activity
Source: RefSeq, a predicted model, not a curated record